UACAUCCUGGGCGAGCUCGCACUCCAGCUUGGCGUUCAGUGUGGUUCGGACGCUCUGAUCCUGUCCUCCGGUUUCUUUUGUUUUUGUUUUCCCGACACUAAGCAGCCAUGGAUGCCAUCAAGAAGAAGAUGCAGAUGCUCAAGCUCGACAAGGAGAACGCCUUGGACAGAGCUGAGCAAGCCGAGUCAGACAAGAAGGCAGCUGAGGACAGGAGCAAACAGCUUGAAGAUGACCUGUUAGCACUGCAGAAGAAACUGAAGUCAACUGAGGAUGAGUUGGACAAGUACUCUGAAGCCCUGAAGGAUGCCCAGGAGAAACUGGAGCUGGCUGAGAAGAAAGCCACAGAUGCUGAGGGCGAUGUAGCUUCCCUGAACAGACGUAUCCAGCUGGUUGAGGAAGAGUUGGACCGUGCUCAGGAGCGUCUGGCCACAGCUCUGACCAAGCUGGAGGAGGCGGAGAAGGCUGCUGAUGAGAGUGAGAGAGGCAUGAAGGUCAUUGAGAACCGGGCAAUGAAGGAUGAGGAGAAGAUGGAGCUGCAGGAGAUCCAGUUGAAGGAGGCCAAACACAUUGCUGAGGAGGCUGACCGCAAAUAUGAAGAGGUGGCCCGUAAGCUGGUGAUCAUUGAGAGCGACUUGGAACGUACAGAGGAGCGUGCUGAGCUCUCUGAGAGCAAAUGCUCUGAGCUCGAGGAGGAGCUGAAAACCGUGCAGAACAACCUGAAGUCGCUGGAGGCUCAGGCAGAGAAGUAUUCACAGAAGGAAGACAAAUACGAGGAGGAGAUCAAGGUUCUAACAGACAAGCUGAAGGAGGCUGAGACCCGUGCUGAGUUUGCUGAGAGAUCAGUCGCCAAGCUUGAGAAGUCCAUUGAUGACCUUGAAGACCAUCUAUACAAGCAGCUUGAGAAAAACCGCCUUCUGACCAAUGAGCUGAGAGUAGCCUUAAACGAGGCAUAAACUGGAGUGGGCUCAUGUAUGCUUUUGUCUAUUGCUGUUAUAGAAAAAAAGCAUAGACAGUUGUGUCCACGACACAAAACUUAAACCACCGUUUUGUUCACCAAACGGUAGUACAGAUGGAAGAAUUUCACAUUAUGCAUGUUCAAACAGCAGAUUCAGAGGUUCGAUGACCUCAGGUGAUGAAUGUGCGGAGAAAAUAUUUUCUCAGUCAUUUUCAGGGCUGUAGCUCAUGUGUCCAGUUGAGAUCUAUGCCAUGCUGCUGUUUGGUGUGAAGGCUGGUCAUGAUAUUUGAAGCCCACAGCUGAGGAAAAUGUUUAAAUCCUGUAAGUGGUCCAGAAUUCCUUCUGUAUCUCAAAACCCAUGUCCAUGUAACCCAUGCAAAACAAAUAUUAACUCAGAAAUAAGAAGUGUUCAUAGAUAAACUCCUAGUAAAAUUACGAAUUUGAUUUAUUUAUAGCAAAUUUGACUUGUUUUGUUAGGAUGCUAUAACACAUGUUUGAAGUGGUUCAGGACCCUCUGAUCCUAGAGCAUAUCAGAGUGAGUUUGAUAGACUGCUGUUCUCACAAACACAUUUUGGCAGAGCUUAAGAUGUGCACUGAUCAGAUCUGUGUAUUUUUGUCUGUAAUCAUGCCAUCAAGGUAUGGAGGAAAAACUAAAUCUACAAAAUAAGUUUCACCUCACAUUAUUUAUUGUUCAAAAUGAAACCAGAGAUGCAAUGAGCCACAUUGGAGCAGACGGACACUUUCUGUGGGCCAAUGAGUGAGUUGGCCCACAGAGCUGCCGGCCUGAAUUACUUAAGUACAGCUAAAGCUUUGGAGUAAAGAUAAAAUAAAGGCAGAAUUUUACUUAAGGGAUCAUUUAAUUUGGGGUCAGAUUUAUGAUCGUGUCUGUUUUUGUGUUGACCUGUCACUGUGUUGGUGGGUUGUUUGAACUUGACACUAAAACUAUGAGCAUCAUUUAAGUCUGUUUUCAAACCAUGGACUUGGGGAAAAACAUUGGAGUUUGUGCCGUUCUUUAGUCCUAAACACAGCCCAUGCAGCCAUGGCUAUAGCCCUGUCUGUAGACUGAACAUAAUAUUUACAAUAUCAUUUGAAUAUGGUAUACCAGAGUAUAAGGAGUUUGUGGUUUUUGCUCAAUGUCUGAAUUGAAGUUAUAGAUUUGCUUACUGAAUGCUAACUUACACAGCUGAAAUUUCUCCCACUCAAAAGGUUUGCAACAAUAUUAACCAUAAUUAGAGCUUUUGUCUGUUAUCGUUUGAAUGUUUCCAUUGUUGGUUCUAUGAUUGUUAACCAUUGCAAUGCUGUAAUUAACAGAUAAACUCAAACGUGCUAAAGAAGACGGCCUGAACGUAAAACAGCUGCUGGAUCAGACUCUAAUGGAGAUGGUUAACAUUUGACCCACCUCUGUUCUACUCCACACAUUGCCUCACCUGCGCUGAAUGUGGCUGGCUGCCAUAAACAGCUACGACAGAUAAUGUGUGGAGUUGUGUUUAUACGUCUCCUGACCUUGUCGUCCUGAAGAACCAAGCUCCUCUCAAGGUAGCACAGCAUCUAUAGCUACAGUCAAACUACACUGUUUUUGUCUGGAGAAUUAGCACUUUUUUUGGGGGGGAAAAUACUGCACACAACCAUCAUGAACAAAACCACUGGUUCAGCAAGGGUUUCAUAAAAGUUACUUUUAUUAUGUGUACUUCUGAAAAAUUGCUAUUGUAUUUGUGUUUCUUCUGUUAUUGCAAACAUUUAUUCAGUGUUAGUGAUGUUGUGCACUUGGCAAGGAAUAAAUUCUUAGCACAGUUGCUCAAAUGUACUCUUCUGUUUCAGCUGAUUGAAAGAAUGUGCACUUUUCUCCCUUUUCACUGUUCAUUUUGAAACUGUUCAUUUCAUGUUUGUCCUUCCCAUUUUAUCUUGGAAAUGUAAAGAUCAUAAAUAAAUGGUUCAAGUAUAAUUUA
Messenger RNA from Solea solea (common sole), 2901 nucleotides. RefSeq names its product tropomyosin alpha-1 chain-like. Bases 108 to 953 code for a protein of 281 amino acids. Lineage: Eukaryota; Metazoa; Chordata; Actinopteri; Pleuronectiformes; Soleidae. Gene Ontology annotation, cellular component: actin filament. Gene Ontology annotation, molecular function: actin filament binding. Gene Ontology annotation, biological process: actin filament organization; cardiac muscle contraction. The record is from RefSeq and is a predicted model, not a curated record. The transcript is spliced from 9 exons.